ACUAAAUCAUCAGGAGAUUGUCCCGCCGUAACCAUUCCUUUCACUCGCUUCGUGGUUCAAAGUAUAAGGCUCUAUAUAAUAAAGGCUUCUCAUAGGCCAAUGAUAAAUAGACCGAGAAUACAUCGUUUGGUUAUUGGAUGAAUAAUCGUGUGUAUUUAGAUACGAGAAAACAGCAAGAGGCAUGUUGGAACCAACCUUAGCUUAUAUGUAAAAUGAUGGAGUUUCCUCUUUUACCAGAUUUGCAUCUCAACUUCUGCAGCACGUAUAUCUUAAAGGGAAAAAAAUGACAGCUCGUCUACUUCCGCCCGCCCCCGAAAGCCCUACAGGCUUGCAGCAACAGUGGAAAUAUGACGAGGAGGUUGACAUUGAUGCAGAUAUCGUACCCCGGCAGCGGAGCAGCAUCGCGCAGCCGCCUCUGGGAUUCCCGGAAUUUAUCGAUGGACCAAAGAACUGGUCCGGAUGCGAGCCUGGUAGAAAUCGAGGCCAAAUCCUCACACUUAGUAACGCCAAUAUAUGCGAAAUAUGCAAUGGGCUACACACAUUCAAUGGGCGAGAACUUGAUGGAGACGAAGUGAGACGGGAGCUUUUCCGGGUUCCAACCCUUGAAGGUCAUUUAAAGCAAGCCACUAUCGCGAUUUUAAACGGUAGCGGAAUUUUUAUAAUCCGCGGGCUGAGGUGGGAGGACUACAGCAUUGAAGAUAGGAUCGUCAUCUUCCUUGGGCUUGCGAGCCACAUUGGGGACCAACGAGGAGUACAGAACUCCAAAGGUGAUAUGUUAUCACAUAUUAUCGAGUCUAAGGCCUGGACCGUACCCAAAGAGAAGCGCCAUGGGAUUCACACCAGCGAUCGAUUGCCAUUCCAUAAUGACAUGGGGUGCGAAAUCCUCUCGAUGCAAAUUCGAGAUCGGGCUGACGCGGGGGGCCACACUUGCGUGGCGUCUAUGACAGCCAUAUACAACGACCUGCGCCAGUCAAAUCCAUGGGUACUCCAUGUUUUGGCCAAGCCUAAUUGGCCGAUACAGACAAGUUCGAAAAAAGACCCCCCUUUCGUCUUGUGUCCACUCAUGGAAUACCAUGAUGAUAACUUGGUGAUUUCGAUGGAUCCGGCUCGCAUCGGACCCCAUCCCCUGGCGCGUUACGGCUCGAUACCGGAUCUUACACCAGGGCAAGAGGAGGCUCUCGCAGUGCUCCAAAGGACUGCGGAAAAACAUCAAAUGAAACUCGAGACGCAGCCUGGGGACAUUGUCUUUAUUAAUAACUUGAGUCUCCUGCAUGCUCGGGAGUCGUAUGAAGAUGGUACGUCUUCAUCAAGACAUUUGGUGCGACUCUGGCUCCGGAACACAGAGUUAGGGUGGCGUAUCCCCCCCGCUAUGAAGAUGCCCUGGGACGCAGCAUUUGGAGACAGAGCCGCGAAAGUGGUAAAUAGGCACUAUCCUAUUAUGCCAAUGCCCGAAUAUAUGGAGUGCAAAUAUUCGAAUGGCACAGCGGCGUUCGUCGCCGAUGAUAACUUCAGCGACAGCAGCAGUGACGAGGUUGUUACAAAAGUUGGGGAGGACGGGUGAGAAGCAUCGACCGAAAAAAAGAACGGAAAAGUAUUAAGGGCACAAUCGUCC
Messenger RNA from Hypoxylon trugodes, 1612 nucleotides. Its product is annotated as Clavaminate synthase-like protein. NCBI's taxonomy places the organism in Eukaryota, Fungi, Ascomycota, Sordariomycetes, Xylariales, Hypoxylaceae. Bases 284 to 1561 code for a protein of 425 amino acids. The transcript has 5 exons. The record is from RefSeq and is a predicted model, not a curated record. Gene Ontology annotation, molecular function: oxidoreductase activity.